GGGCCAGCGUCCAGAGGACUACACACACAUAUCUGUCCAGGCGCCUUAACAUGCCAGAUAGUAAACAUGUAGCAGCCUGGACUCUCUCCAACCCCCAGACGGUCCGGGUGAAGCACCGACGCACAUAAAAGCAGGUUAUGGAGCCGAGGCUUCCAUGUUUCAUCCUCUUCACCCUAGUCGGCUUUGUCUCCACCUCGUACAACCAUCCCCGCCACAACGCCACCCACCAUUAUGAGUACUGUGUACUCGGAGCUGGGCCUGCAGGUCUGCAGAUGGGUCACUUCCUUUCCAAGGCCGGAAGAGACUACAUCAUCAUGGAGAGGAACUCGGGGCCCGGUAGCUUCUUCAACAAGUAUCCCAGGCACAGGAAGCUUAUUAGCAUUAAUAAGGUCUACACAGGGAGACGGAACCGAGAGUUCAACCUGCGUCAUGACUGGAACUCGUUGCUGAGCGAUAAACCCGAUCUGCUGUUCAGGAGAGUGAGCACGGACUUUUACCCGCCGGCGGACGCGUUCCCGCUCUACCUGUCCAUGUUUGUCAAGGAGCUCGGCUUGAAGGUACGGUACGGCGUGGACAUUGGAAGAAUCCGGGCUCUGCAGUCUGCCACAGGAAGCAGCUACGUCCUCACUGAUCAACAUGCAGCAGACUACACAUGCAGCGUCCUCCUGGUGGCCACAGGUCUGUGGGUUCCUCAGAAGGUGGAGUUUGUGGGCUCCGACCUGGUUGAGGGCUACGAGUCCAUCUCCACUAACCCUGACGACUACCAAGACCAGGCGGUGCUAAUUCUUGGAAAAGGGAACUCUGCUUUUGAAACAGCCCAGAGCAUCCUGGGAAGAGCCAGCCGGGUGCACAUGCUCAGCUCCAGCCCGGUCCGGCUGGCCUGGCAGACACAUUAUGUUGGAGAUCUCAGAGCCGUUAACAAUGAGCUCAUAGACACAUACCAGCUGAAGUCUCUGGAUGGGCUGGUGGAGGCUCGACUGGAGAAGAUCGUUAUUGCGCAACAAAAGGAGCAAGGAAGGAGGAGAUCAGGUGGAAAGAACGAGAAGAAAAAAGGACAGUUGUAUUUAAGCUUAAAUAAAUAUGUACAAAACAGACGUGAGAAGAAUGGCUCUUAUGUGACACGAGAGGAGCUGCCGGGGCACCACAUCGACAACUUCCCCAUGCGAAAACCCUACGACCGCGUGAUCCGAUGUCUUGGGUUUCGAUUCAACUUCAGCAUAUUUGACAGCUCAGCCUGCCCACCCAACAGUGAAAAUGCAAAAGGGCGGUUGCCGGGGGUGACGGCCUGGUACGAAGGGAGGAGCACCCCUGACUUGUUUGUGCUGGGAACGGCGUCUCACUCCAGGGACUACCGCGCGUCCGCCGGCGGCUUCGUGCACGGGUUCCGGUACACAGCCCGAGCUGUGCAUCGUGUACUUGAACACCGUCACCAUGGCAACCUCUGGCCAUCAACAAGGCUGUUGACAACGCAGUUGCAUUCCUGGAUUUUGAAGCGGAUCGGUGAGGCCUCUGGGCCGUACCAAAUGUUUGAGACACUCGGGGAUGUCAUUCUCCUUCGUGGCUCUCACUGCGAGUACGUUGAGGAGUUUCUACUCCAAGCCUUGCCCCAGUUCGUCUCCCUCUCUGGCCAUGAAGUUUCCAGCCAUGGACUGAUCGUUGUCGUCAUGCAGUACGGGAAGAAGAAGAUAGACUAUCUGGGACGUGGCCGGGCAGAAACAGAUUGGACCAAGGCUUGGAAAUCCAACUUCCUGCACCCUGUCUUAUAUUACUACGAUAGGCUCCCUACUGAGGAAGAAGUGAAGAUGCGCCCCCAUGGCUGGCCUUUGCCCCGGCCCAGAGCGAUUCACCACAUGGUGGAGGAUUUCCUCACAGAGUGGGAGGGGCCUUUAUCUCACAUCCAGCCACUGAGGCGCUUCCUGGAGCGCUGUGUCCAGACCGACCUCCGGGCUUUCUAUGCAGAAUCAUGUUUCCGCUUCGCCCUCACCCACCGCAAACCGCCGCUGUUUUGCCAGCAGGGCUACUUGAGGGGGCAGGGUCUCCCUCGUGACAGUCGGCCGUGGCAGCAGCCUCAUGACUCCAGAGGGAUUCCACCUGAACAAGAUGAUGCUGGUGCUGCAGAAUCCGACCCGUCGCCCCACAGAUACCUGGUUCCAGCUGGAGCAUCUGUGUCCUCAGGACUGAAACUUGACUUCUGAUUGUUUUGGCUGUUAAACGUUUAUUUGAUGUUUUCCUAAGUCUCUCAAACUUGCUACCUCCAUCACCUGUGAUUAGUCCCUCCUUCAGACCAAAUAUUCAAACAGAGUAUUAUCCUUUUUAUUCAGUGGUUUCCAGACAAUUUUAGAUUGUGAUCUCUUAAAGUUCAGCAAUCUCAAAAUGUCAUCACCGUGUGGAUAUACAUGCUGCUGAUUGUUUAAACCAAAUAAUUUCAGUGAUUGUGAAUGUUUAGUGGGUGAUCCAUCCGCUAUCUAUACCCACUUAUUCCUGUUUGGGGUCACAGGGUCCUCUGGAGCUAAUCACACCUCUCUUCAGGGGUACAUUGUGGACAGGUGUAGACGGACAAUGCAAACACGUGGAGAACAUGCAAAACACGGAUAUACCCCUGCCAGGACUUGGCAACAAUGCUGCUAACCAUCAAUCUACCAUGCUGCCCAUUUAUGUGUCAGGAAGUACCGUUAUCAGGUACUGUUUUGGAAGAAAGUGUACCGUAUUUUCCACACUAUAAGGCGCACCGCAUUAUAAGGCGCACUAAAUAUAUGGUAAAAUACCAUACUAUAGUGACUGGGGUUGAGUUACGUAUCUACCUGAUGGAGCUGCGCUACAGGAAAUGCUACAAAAUCCUACAGCAAAUGCAAAAAAAAAAAAAGUACCGUAUGUCAAACUUUAUUAACAAAAUAAAAACCACCUUUGCUCCGUCUCGUCAAAGUCACCAUUAUGCGAGUCAGCGUCGCUGCUGUUGUCUUGAACGUCCGUGACGAUUUCUGACGUUUUUAGCGCCAUUACUUUGGCAACACCAACUACAGUAGCUACAAUCCCCCUGACUACAGUAACAGAAAUUACCGUAAUGAUCAUAUAUAAGGCGCACUGCAUUAUAAGGCGCACUGCCGGUUUUUGAAAAAAUUAAAAGCUUUUAGGUGCGCCUUAUAGUGCGGAAAAUACGAAUAAUCCAAACUUUUUUUUUAUUUCCUGUUCCGUUCUUUUUUUUUUGUCCCUCAGACUUAUAUUACUAUUUCCUGAAUUUAACCUUACAGGUUGUAAACCAGAGUUUAUCACUGGAAAGGCACUUUGUUCCCUGAGAACUUCCACUUUAUUGCUACUCCGUACUAUAUUUACCUUCAUAACGAUGUCAUUUUCAUAUCAUGCAAAAGCUGGAUAGGUGGAGGUUUGGGUGUUACGGUACAUAUGAUUAUUACUCAUUUUUAUAUGGUUUAAUACAUUAACAGGAGGAAAUAAAAGGCGUGUCUUUUAAAUUCCAAUGAA
This is a messenger RNA of Cololabis saira (Pacific saury), 3477 nucleotides long. It is a transcript of the gene foxred2, whose product is annotated as FAD-dependent oxidoreductase domain containing 2. Bases 138 to 2195 code for a protein of 685 amino acids. Lineage: Eukaryota; Metazoa; Chordata; Actinopteri; Beloniformes; Belonidae. Gene Ontology annotation, molecular function: flavin adenine dinucleotide binding; monooxygenase activity. The transcript has 10 exons. The record is from RefSeq and is a predicted model, not a curated record.